This is a messenger RNA of Candidozyma haemuli, 312 nucleotides long. RefSeq lists its product as uncharacterized. The record is from RefSeq and is a predicted model, not a curated record. The transcript has a single exon. Gene Ontology annotation, cellular component: mitochondrial matrix. Bases 1 to 312 code for a protein of 103 amino acids. Gene Ontology annotation, molecular function: protein-folding chaperone binding; protein folding chaperone; metal ion binding. NCBI's taxonomy places the organism in Eukaryota, Fungi, Ascomycota, Pichiomycetes, Serinales, Metschnikowiaceae.
AUGUCUUUCUUGAAAUCCGUCAACAACUUGAAGCCAUUGUUCGACAGAGUUUUGGUCCAGAGAUUGAAGCCUGCCACUCAGACCACCAGUGGUAUCUACAUCCCUGAGAAGAACCAGGAGAAGUUGAACCAGGGUACUGUCAUCGCUGCUGGCCCAGGUGCUACCGAUGUCAACGGUAAGAUCAUUCCUGUUUCCGUCCAGGCUGGUGACAAGGUUUUGUUGCCAGGCUUCGGUGGUUCUCCAGUCAAGGUUGGUGACGAGGAGUACUUGUUGUACAGCGACAGAGAGAUUUUGGCCAAGAUUGACCAAUAA